AUGAACCCGGCACCGAACGAGUCGAUCGUGAAGGUGACCAGCAGUUUGAACAAAGUUCUUUGUGUUUCUGGUGCCAAUCCAGUGACUGUUUGGUAUUCAACCGUGGAAACCAAAAGAGGAGUCGAUUCGCUGGCCUCUGUGCCUGACGCUCCAUCUUCUAACGUGGCAUUUGAUAUUUCGCAUUUUUUCGACAAAAAGAACAUCAGAACCAGCUUUAGAACGGCUAUUGCACACUCUCCCAAUGAAGCCCCAGCUGCAGCCAGCACAGCGUGGAUGGCAAAGACCUCCGGUCGAUGGUCUGUUGGAGUGAGUGUGGCCAGAACUGCCUCUUCAAUCGAUUUGAACGGACCUGUCUCGUUACCGGACGGAGAUAUCACUCCGAGAAUGGAAGCAGUAAGCAGUAGUGCAAAAUUAUCUGUUCCCCACGCGAAAACGAUACCGGACCCGAGCAUCAGCAGUCCGCCAAUGAUCAUUACUCGACGGUUUCCGAUCUUGUUGGAGUUCCAAACUAGAAAGUAG
Ogataea philodendri is the source of this 519-nucleotide messenger RNA. RefSeq lists its product as uncharacterized. The transcript has 2 exons. Bases 1 to 519 code for a protein of 172 amino acids. The record is from RefSeq and is a predicted model, not a curated record. Lineage: Eukaryota; Fungi; Ascomycota; Pichiomycetes; Pichiales; Pichiaceae.